Entelurus aequoreus (snake pipefish) is the source of this 1296-nucleotide messenger RNA. RefSeq lists its product as uncharacterized. Bases 271 to 1197 code for a protein of 308 amino acids. The record is from RefSeq and is a predicted model, not a curated record. The transcript is spliced from 4 exons. Lineage: Eukaryota; Metazoa; Chordata; Actinopteri; Syngnathiformes; Syngnathidae.
CAUUUCCCAUGAUGCAUUGCCGCGUCAAGUUGCGCAUGCGCGCUUUUGACGACUAACCCACUAGCUGUUUAUUUACAGCGGACACAAAAUGAAUGAAAUAUAUAUUUAAAAAUAAUAAUGUGAUUUAUCCAUUUGAUUAAACUAAACAUUUUAUGUUAUGGUCAACAGCGAAGAGACGGAGGAAGAGGAAGGAAAAUUGCGUGUUUUUUUUGGGCGGACCGACAAGCUAACUAACAGGCUAGUAAGCUAACAGGCUAGCAUCUUGACAAAAUGUAUGUUUUAUACACAAUCAUUGCGUCGUUGGUCGCCUUUUUUGUUUUGAAGUGGAUGAAAAAGAGGAGGUACUGCACCGACCUGAAGCGACUGGAUGGCAAGACGGUUCUUAUCACUGGAGGAUGUUCUGGGGUGGGCAAGGAGACGGCCGUGGCUUUAGCCAUGAGGGGCGCCCGCGUGGUCAUCGCCUGCCGAGACCCCCACAAGGCGGAGAAGGCGGUGCGGGAGAUCAAGUUCCGGAGCCGCAGUCUGCUGGUGGUCCACAUGGAGCUGGACCUGGCCAACCUGCGCUCGGUGCGGGACUUCUGCGAGACCUUCCUCCGGCAGGAGAUGAGGCUGGACGUCCUGGUCAACAACGCCGCCAUGCCCGGCGUCCUCGACUGGACGGAGGACGGCUUCAGCAUGUGCUUCGGCGUCAACCACCUGGGCCACUUCCUGCUCACCGACCUGCUGCUGGGCCGCCUGAAGGAGUGCGCCCCCAGCCGCGUGGUGACGCUCACCUGCUCCAGCUACAAGUACCAGAAGCUGGACUUCCAGGACCUCAACUAUAACCUGCUGCCCUUCUUCACCUACUGCCGCAGCAAGCUGGCCAACGUCUACUUCAGCCACCAGCUGGGACGCCUCACGCAGGGGAAGGGCGUCACGUCCUACGCCGUGCACCCGGGCUUCGUCCAGAGCGGAUGGACGUGUCACUACUCCAUCCUCUUCCGCGUGCUGAUGCGCGUCGUCAUGUGGAUGUUCUUCGUGCCCUGCGAGGCGGGAGCGCAGACCGUGGUCCACUGCGCCGUGUCGGACCACGCCGCCAAGAUGGGCGGCGGCUACUUUGUGGACUGCAGAGCCGCCGCCUUGCGUCCUUUCGCCAGGGACGCCGGCGUGGCCAAAAAGCUGUGGGAGGCCAGCGAGAGACUGGUCAAACUGUCCUGACGCCACUUCCUGUUUACAUUUCAAAGUUAUUCUACAUUAUUGAAUUCAUAAUGACUUUAUUAGAGGAAAUGAUGCUCCAUUAAACACUUCCUGUUUACA